This is a messenger RNA of Amoebophrya sp. A25, 2586 nucleotides long. NCBI's taxonomy places the organism in Eukaryota, Dinophyceae, Syndiniales, Amoebophryaceae. The record is from the annotation of a GenBank genome assembly.
AUGCACGGCGCGCCGGGAUCUCCACUACAGAUCCUUCUGGAUCUGUGCUGGAGCCACAAAAAUGUGAAACACGGUACUGGAGGUAGAGCGACAGCGUUUAAGUCAUAUGCGCAUGGUUUUUUGUAUGGCGACGAGUGGACCCCAGCUGAGCGACCGGCGAAGCCAGGGUUCGGUGAGGAUGUGCUGGGUGGCAAUGAUGGUUCGAACGUGGUGACGUAUGGCCUGAAUCAAGAUGGUGCCCCACUCGUUUCUGGCAAGUCUACAAAUGGUUAUGGUGGAGGCGGGGCUAAUGGCAACGGAGAAGAGGGCGGCGAAGGAGGUGGUGGUGAAAACGGUACGGGUGAAGGCGCUCUGACAGCGAAAGAGCAAGCAGAGGUAAAUGUGGGCAUGUUUUACAAGCAGCUGCUCGCAGCGCGUACGAAGCAGCGACAGCACGGAGAAACUUUGAAGGGUUUGCGGGACGCUCUCAUGCAGGAGGGCGGAGGAGUGGAUAACGUAGAACUGGACAAUGUGGAGGCCCGUUUUCAAUGUGCCCACUCGUACGACCUGAAGAAAAAUGGUGGUGGCACCAUUUUUCCCAGCGAAUCGACGAAGAUUUUAGAAGUUCGCUCAGUGGACCCUAAACACCCGACGCCCUGGAUCCCCUGUAGCCGCUGGUACGGACGCGACAACUUAGUGAAUCCGGGCUGUGUGAUCGAGGUGCAGUCGCACAAGAAAAGCAGUGGUGCUACGAGCAGUACAAAAGCGAAGGAUGAUGGAAGCGGAAAAGAGAAGGCAGGAGAAGACAAGUCAACUUCGAAAGACGCUGGCACCUAUCGUGAUGGCGAUAUCACGGUUGACAGUAAGAUUCGCAUAACGUUGGAGAACUUUAAUUAGGGUCAGCUUUUUUCCAUGUUUCUCGGGAUCUUGGUACCCUUUUCCCUUGUAUUUCAUCGGAAAGGGGUCGAGAUGAGGGAACCGAGAUGGAUCAAAGCUGAGGCUAAUUUAAGAAGGUGCACAACAUUCCUCUCGUGUUGGAUUCCUGUCCGGAACCGGCCGACGCCAAUUUCUUUUUCAAUACCUGCGCACCGCCAGAUCUCCGCAUGGCCUGUAACUGCAACAAGUACGGGCACGAACAGGUUUGGGCGCGUUGCGGCAACAAAACCCGGUGGACGAGGUGUGCGAAGGGCAGCGUGAAUCGCAUGGAGCUAGCGGACGAAAAGGACGAAUCCGCAAAAAAGAAUCCCAAUGAGGAAAUGGAAAUCGAAUCGCCAGGAAGUGUUACCUGUCAAGUUUUUGGUCGCGUGCUCACGAGGCCGUACGGCGCCUUAGCGCCGGACAGUAAACUAGGACCGUUUUGGGACUUCUGCAAAAACAAGUGUGGUCCGAUCGGUGGCGAACGCAGCACCAUGGGUUUGUAUCGAUCGCGACAUAGUAGCCUCGUAACGAAUGAUAAUCCGGCAGCUGUCAAGAAAAAAGCUGGUGGUCGUGGUGCUGCUGCUGGCGGAGAAAGUGCAGCGAAGAAAGAUCAGCAGACUUCAUCUAAGAUAAAAUUGCUAGACGCUGAUGCGAAGAAAGCACUCGCGCGUGAGGAAGAAGCUGCGGCAGAAGCGCUUCGAUGGCCGGUUCGGAAAGAGUUGGCGAGCUGUCCUGGCAAGAAGCUGUCGUUGAAGUGCACAUGUACCGACACUAUUGCUACUCGCAGUCCGCGUCCUCCCGACCCCGAAAACGGAUCCGGCAUGAUUUUAGGCCAGGAAUUUUCAGAAGAGGGGCGCAAUUACCUAGCAGCUUGCGGUGAUGCAGAAGGCGUGUCUCUGCCGUGCGAAGAUCACCGAGUGCAAAAAGUGAACGGCUUGCAUUCUUGUCGAGUGUUUGUGUCUCUUGCUGACUUCCCGGGAGGCCAGAACAACCAACGCACGUAUCGCACGGUCAUAGUGCCGCCUUCCCGAGUAGACACCGCAGACUGCGAUCAAAGUUGUCCGCUGAUUUCAAAGCGUCGCCUGGCGGCCGCCGGCGGCAAGUCGAAGUUCCGAAUCGCGCAAGAUCCCGAUACGGGCGCCACGGUUGACGCAGAAAGAGCAGAGAAGCGCGCAGAGAAAUCCGCAAAGUUGGAUGCGAAAAUCGAGCAAGCAGAAGCAGAAGACGGUCGCAAAGAAAUGGAUGCCAUGGUUCAGGCAGCGCGGGCGGGAAUGCAAGACGAAAAGCCUCCGCCGGACGAUGAAGACACAAGUGUGCGAGAACUGGACUAGGUGAUAAAGACCACUAGCCGCUUCCUUGCAUACUCUGCAAGUUUUGAACAGAUGCAUGCACAGAUAUACCAGUCACAAACUUUUGCAGCUGCAAAAAACUAUGAGUUGCUUGCGAGAGGACACGGCAUUGGUAGGAAUAUCAUUUUCAAUGUCUUUCCGUACAAUGUUGGAUCUCGCACAGAAUCACCGAUGCUAUCAUAGUUAUCUGCCUUCGCGAGGCCUUGUACCCAUCUCAUGAAUGUUUCUACAUUCAAGAAGGGAAUGAAAAUGGUCAUGUCAGUGAGAACAGUCCGCUCGCCAUUUAGAAGCUUGACGAGAAUUUGACUCUUUCGAGAAAAUUGGAGCUCGAUCUGUUGAU